AUGGUGCGAAGCUUGUCGCAGUGGACGAAGACGCUCAGUUUCCCGGCUAGACUGUCUCCAAACCGUACGUCCAAGGAGAGCGUCGUCAAUGUUCAGCCCGGAUCUCCCGGGGUCUCGCCCACCCCCAGUGCAUCGUCGCUGCCUCAAGGAUCCGACAAAACAAUUUCGCCAAUCCCUAUCACCGAGAUCAGUCAAAUAGUAAAUGUGAAAGUAAAUAAAACGAACCAGAUAUAUCCGGACCCGGAGUCGGAAAAGGCGAUAAUGGGUUCAGUGGUGUAUUGCAUCCAUCACAAGGAAGGAUGCCAGUGGUCAGACGAACUCCGCAAGCUGAAGGCGCACCUGAACACGUGCAAGCACGACGCCGUGCUCUGCGCCGCCCAGUGCGGCGCGAUGAUCCCGCGCCUGCUCAUGCAGGACCACCUGCGCUACACGUGCCCGCGCCGCAGAGCUAACUGCGAGCACUGCGGGAAGGAGUUCUCGGGGAGCGCACUCGAGGAACAUCAAGGGAACUGCGGUCACGAGCCCGUGUACUGCGAGAACAAGUGCGGUGCUAAAGUGCAACGGAGACACACACAGCAGCAUGUGCAGCAACAUUGCAGCAAACGGCUCGUGCCCUGCAGGCAUUGCGGACAGCGGUACACACAGGACACGGUGUCGGCGCACGGCGCGCUGUGCGCGCGCGCGCCGGUGCCGUGCCCGCAGCGCUGCGCCGCGGCGCCGGCGCGCGACGAGCUGGACGCGCACCUGCGGGACUGCGCCGCGGGCAGCCUCGCCUGCGCCUACCGGGACGCCGGCUGCCGCUUCAAGGGCACGCGGCCCGCGCUGGAGCGGCACUCGGAGGAGAGCACGCAGACGCACCUGGCGCUGGUGUGCGCGCUGGCGGCGCGGCAGGCGCGCCAGCUGGACGCGCUGCGCGGCGCCGUGGCGCGCCUGGGCGCGGCGUGCAGCGGCGCGCUCGUGUGGCGCGUGCCCGACUGGGCCGCGCGCAUGGCCGAGGCGCGCGCGCGCGACGGCGUGGAGCUCGUGUCGCCCGCCUUCUACACCUCGCAGUACGGCUACAAGCUGCAGGCAUCACUAUUCCUGAACGGCAAUGGCGCUGGCGAGUCAACCCACAUGUCAGUGUACAUCAAGAUCUUGCCGGGCGAGUACGACGCACUCCUGCGCUGGCCGUUCGCUCACACAGUGUCCUUCACACUCUUCGACCAAAGUUCAAGCCCAGACAGAGCCUGCAAUAUCGUAGAAAGCUUCGUCCCAGACCCCACAUGGAAGAACUUCCAAAGACCAUCAAAGGAACCAGACGCGCUAGGCUUCGGUUUCCCGAGGUUCGUCUCACACGAAAUGCUCAAAAAAAGAAAUUUCGUCAAGGACGACGUCAUGUUUCUCCGAGUCAAAGUUGAUCCUAGUAAAAUAGUAGCCGUCUAAUUUAGCAUUAAGGUUUAUCAGUCUACGUUACUAUAUACAAGUCACUGUUAUUUAGUAUUAGAUAAUUUAAAAGUCAUAAUUUAAGUUGUAUAUAAUUUAGAAUAUUAUUUGAAUAUUAGUUGAGGGCAUUUUUGAGUUUCAAAUAUAACAGUUAAUAAGACUGGA
Messenger RNA from Melitaea cinxia (Glanville fritillary), 1587 nucleotides. RefSeq names its product TNF receptor-associated factor 4 (gene Traf4). The coding region runs from base 1 to 1422 and encodes 473 amino acids. Gene Ontology annotation, biological process: regulation of apoptotic process; protein K63-linked ubiquitination; positive regulation of JNK cascade. Gene Ontology annotation, molecular function: zinc ion binding; protein binding. The record is from RefSeq and is a predicted model, not a curated record. Gene Ontology annotation, cellular component: plasma membrane signaling receptor complex. Lineage: Eukaryota; Metazoa; Arthropoda; Insecta; Lepidoptera; Nymphalidae. The transcript has 8 exons.